Mucor velutinosus is the source of this 885-nucleotide messenger RNA. It is a transcript of the gene TFB1, whose product is annotated as RNA polymerase II transcription factor B subunit 1. The coding region runs from base 1 to 885 and encodes 294 amino acids. The record is from RefSeq and is a predicted model, not a curated record. The transcript has 3 exons. Gene Ontology annotation, biological process: translation. NCBI's taxonomy places the organism in Eukaryota, Fungi, Mucoromycota, Mucoromycetes, Mucorales, Mucoraceae. Gene Ontology annotation, cellular component: mitochondrial small ribosomal subunit; ribosome. Gene Ontology annotation, molecular function: structural constituent of ribosome.
AUGGCUUCCCGUGCUUUAUACAAGACAGUUUCCUCUGCUAGAGGCAUUGCAUCUCGUCAAAACUGCUUUCUUAGACCUCUGUCAACUGUCAACUCUUUGAAACAAGCACAACCUUCUACCUCAAAUGAAAAGAUUACUCCUGAAUCACUUGUUCCCCCCACAUCUACACCUCUCAAAAAGCCUAUUCGCCAAGCAGUUGCAUCAGCCGUCGAACCCAUCACACCAUACAACAUGACCAUCUCCAAGUUAAUGGCAGCCGGCCUUCAUCUUGGACACUCCACCAGCUUAUGGGAGCCUGCCACCCUUCCUUUUAUUUUUGGUACUCGUGAAGGUAUUAGUAUCAUUAACUUGGAGCACACCCUGGUCUAUUUGAGAAGAGCUUGCAACGUUGCUCGUGAAGUGGCACUUCGUGGUGGUUCCAUCUUGUUUGUCGGUACUCGCCCCGGCUUCCAAGAUUUGACCAUUGAGGCAGCACGUUACUGUGAUGGGUUUCAUGUGUCUUCCAAGUGGAUUCCCGGUACAUUGACCAACAGACAUCAAGUGUUGGGUCGUCAUGCACCACCAGACCCAGAGGAUCCUGGACGUCCACCAAAGACCUACAAGCCUGAUUUGAUUGUCUUGUUGAACCCAUUGGAACACAAAAUUGCAAUUUCAGAAGCUCAAUUGAACAACAUUCCCAUCAUUGCCAUUACAGAUACAGACUACGAUCCUCGUCUUGUGUCAUAUCCUAUUCCUGCCAACGAUGAUUCGAUUAGAGGUGUCGAAUUGGUCGCCAAGGUCUUGUCAACUGCUGCAAGGGACGGAUUACAUAGAAGAAAGCAAUUGCUCGAUCAAAAGGAGAAGGAAAAGAAAUUGCUUAGAAAGCAACACUCUACCAAAUAUUAA